AUGUCGGAAACGGAGCAGGAGAACUUCGGCAAAAACCACAUGGCCAUCGUGCUGGGCAUCGGGCUAGGUGUGGUAUUGUUGAUUAUCAUCUGUCUAUUGUGGGUGUUCAUGCUCGUCCUGACUAUAUAUUCCUCCAACUCACCCACCAUUAAUAGAUUAACCAUCUUCGUGAACCGCCGCGACCGCCAGGCCUUUCUGCGUCAUCGCAAAGACCCCAGUGAACGGUUGCGCAGCUUGGAUGCUGUGUCCCCGACUAGCACACUUGAGCAGUGGUGGUCGGCCACAAAAGGAAAGCUAGGACUGUCUGAAGCGGUGGACGGGCAGUUUGUCUGGUGA
Molecule: messenger RNA, 336 nt
Organism: Penicillium riverlandense
Lineage: Eukaryota; Fungi; Ascomycota; Eurotiomycetes; Eurotiales; Aspergillaceae
Product: putative RING finger domain protein
Exons: 1
Coding region: 1-336 (111 amino acids)
Source: RefSeq, a predicted model, not a curated record